AUGGAUUCGAAGAUGGACGUGGACAUAGGCAAAUUGCCAGAGCCCCACAGACUCUCGCCAGCAACAGAGCCUGCGUCCAUACCAACGCUGGAUGGGUGGAUAGAAAGCUUGAUGAAUUGCAAGCAGCUGGCGGAGAACGAUGUGCAGAGACUGUGUGAUAGGGCUCGCGAAGUGCUACAGGACGAGUCAAAUGUCCAACCAGUGAAAUGCCCGGUCACCGUCUGCGGUGACAUACACGGCCAGUUCCACGACCUGAUGGAGCUCUUCAAGAUUGGUGGACCAAAUCCCGACACUAACUACCUCUUCAUGGGCGAUUACGUUGACCGUGGCUACUACUCCGUCGAGACUGUUACCCUCCUUGUUGCUCUGAAGAUUCGGUUCCCCCAACGUAUCACCAUCCUGCGGGGCAAUCACGAAUCACGUCAAAUCACUCAGGUCUACGGCUUCUAUGAUGAGUGUUUACGAAAGUACGGCAAUGCCAACGUCUGGAAAUACUUCACCGACCUCUUCGACUACCUACCUCUGACCGCUCUAAUCGACAACCAAAUCUUCUGCUUACAUGGAGGCCUCUCGCCAAGCAUCGAUACUUUGGACAACAUCAGAGCCCUGGACAGAAUCCAAGAGGUGCCACAUGAGGGCCCAAUGUGUGAUCUGCUUUGGAGCGACCCUGAUGACAGGUGCGGUUGGGGAAUAAGCCCUAGAGGUGCAGGCUACACUUUCGGACAAGAUAUUUCAGAGGCAUUCAAUCACAACAACGGCUUGACUCUGGUGGCGAGAGCACAUCAACUUGUGAUGGAGGGUUAUAAUUGGAGUCAAGAUAGAAACGUCGUUACUAUCUUCUCAGCGCCGAACUACUGCUAUCGUUGUGGAAACCAGGCUGCAAUAAUGGAGAUUGAUGAGCACCUGAAGUAUACCUUCUUGCAGUUUGACCCAUGUCCAAGAGCGGGAGAACCCAUGGUCUCAAGGCGAACCCCUGACUACUUUCUCUAA
Molecule: messenger RNA, 990 nt
Organism: Letharia columbiana
Lineage: Eukaryota; Fungi; Ascomycota; Lecanoromycetes; Lecanorales; Parmeliaceae
Exons: 6
Coding region: 1-990 (329 amino acids)
Biological process (GO): mitotic cell cycle; peptidyl-serine dephosphorylation
Cellular component (GO): cytosol
Molecular function (GO): protein serine/threonine phosphatase activity
Source: RefSeq, a predicted model, not a curated record